Molecule: messenger RNA, 3007 nt
Organism: Cynoglossus semilaevis (tongue sole)
Lineage: Eukaryota; Metazoa; Chordata; Actinopteri; Pleuronectiformes; Cynoglossidae
Gene: ddx24
Product: DEAD (Asp-Glu-Ala-Asp) box helicase 24
Exons: 9
Coding region: 166-2841 (891 amino acids)
Molecular function (GO): nucleic acid binding; RNA helicase activity; ATP binding
Source: RefSeq, a predicted model, not a curated record
AAGAGGGCAGAAUUGAGCUAUUGUCGCAUACAGUUCAGUAUAUGCCAGCACGUGAAGAAGAACAACUGUCAUGGCUGCGCCCUCGUGAAUGCGUGGUUGUCAGUAGUAAUCAGAUUUUGGAGUAUAUAGAAGUCACUCAAAUUCAAGAUAACGAAUUUACUUCCCAUGAAGAUGAAAACAAAGCACGUAAAAAUGAAGUCGAAGCGAAUGUCGUCAGUGCUAAAGAAACGCGGCAUCCAGAUGAAAGGCGAGUGGAAAGCCGUGGAGCUAGACCCGAGUGUGUUCGCUGAAGACGGAUUGGAAAGUCUUGUUUGUUUUGAAGAGCUCACAAGUUACAAUCUGGUUGACCCAGAAAAGGUAGCAGCCAAAGCAGAAAAGGGGAAGAAGAAAGGGGAGGAAAAGAAAAAGCCAAAGAAAAGAAAAGCUACUGAGGAAGAGCAGAGUGGAGAAUGCCCUGCCGUGGAGAGCAAGGACGACGAUGACGCCUCUCAGCCAGCAAAGAAAAAGCCCAAGAAAAAGAAGAAAAAUAAGAAAAAGUCAACGCAGCAAGAUGCCCAACCAGAAAGCUCUACUGCUGAAGUGACAGAGAAUAUUGAAGACAUUGAAAAGGAGGGAAUGGGCAAUGAAAAAGAAAAGGAAGAAGAAAAAGGAACUCAAAACAUCAACAAAAAGAGCAACAAAAAUAAGAAAAAGAAACAGCAGCUGGAAGAUGCUACAAAGAAAACACUGAAUACUGAAACUUCACCAGAGGUUCAGGGUCCGGAUGAAGAGAAAUCCUUACAAGACAAAAAGGCAAAGCCAACUAAAAAACAAGUUAAGAACUGGACAAAUGCAGCACGUGCUGGUUCUUGCGACAAAAACACAGAUGUGAGUGCAUGGAAGAACCUGUUUGUUCCCUCACCUGUGCUAAAGGCCCUCAGCAGCCUUGGAUUUGGAUCACCAACACCUAUUCAAGCCCUGGCAUUGCCUCCAGCCAUCAGGGAUCGAUUAGAUGUCCUGGGAGCAGCUGAAACAGGAAGUGGUAAGACAUUGGCUUUUGGCAUUCCCAUGAUCCAUACCAUCCUGGAGUAUAAGAAGCACACACCUCUUGAUGACCAAGGUGAAGCGGUUAAACAGGUGCAGAGUUUGUAUUUACCAAGUCUGGGGGAAUCUGAGAACGAGGAUGAAUCCACCAUAGACGAUGAAUCCACCCAAGGGUUGGAGGACGAAGACGCAGAGCUGGAGGAUGACAUAGAGGAUGGUAAAGAGCAGGAUGAUAGUGACUUGGAUGAAGGCAACAGUGAAGAUGACGAGCACGGUGAUGAAGAAGGAGAUGACGAUACAAGACUGGGUUGUGUUCAAGUCAUUAAAAAUGUAGACAUCGAUUGUGAUCCGGCAGCAGAUAAAAAACCUCCUGGUGGACAUAACCAGCCUCUGCUCGGACUAGUCCUCACACCCACCAGGGAGCUGGCUGUGCAGGUCAAACAUCACAUUGAUGCUGUGGCCAAAUUCACAGAUAUUAAAACAGCAAUAGUGGUGGGUGGAAUGGCACCAGAGAAACAGCGGAGGAUGUUAAAACGCAGGCCAGAGAUCGUCAUUGCUACACCAGGACGUCUGUGGGACUUGAUCAGUGAGAAACAUCCACAUCUGCAGAACCUCAAACAACUCAAGUGCCUGGUCAUCGAUGAAGCUGAUCGCAUGGUAGAAAGAGGCCACUUUGCAGAGCUGGAGAAUUUGCUGGAGAUGCUCAACACUGUGAACUUUAACCCUACGAGACAAACGUUUGUGUUUUCUGCCACACUGACCAUGGCACAUAGCAUGCCUACUCGCUUCUUGCAAAAAAAGAAAAAGAAUCUGGACCAGAGGAAUAAGCUGGACAUUCUCAUGGAGAAAGUAGGGAUCAAGACCAAACCCAAAAUUAUUGACCUCACCAGGAAGGAGGCGACAGUGGAGACAUUAAUGGAGACCCGGAUCCACUGUCAGAAAGAGGAGAAGGACUUUUACCUGUAUUACUUCCUGCUGCAGUACCCAGGGCGCACCAUGGUGUUUGCCAACAGCAUAGACUGCAUCAAAAGACUGAACUCACUGCUGGUUAUCCUGGACUGCACUCCUCUGCCGCUACAUGCCAACAUGCACCAGAAACAGCGCUUGAAAAACCUGGAAAGGUUUGCAGAGAGGGAGAGUUGUGUUCUGCUGACCACUGAUGUUGCUGCAAGAGGACUGGACAUCCCCAACGUUCAGCAUGUUAUUCACUACCAGGUUCCUAGGACAUCUGAGACAUAUGUCCACAGAAGUGGUAGGACAGCAAGAGCCACUAAAGAGGGUCUGAGUCUGCUGCUAAUCGGCCCAGACGACAUGUUGAAUUUCAGGAAGAUUUACAGUACUCUCGGAAAGGACGAGGACCUUCCAAUGUUCCCCAUAGAGAGCAAAUGCAUGGAAGCGAUUAAGGAGCGUGUAAACCUGGCACGAGGGAUUGAAAAGAUCGAGUUUCACAACUGCAGGGAGAAGCAACACAAUUCCUGGUUCAAACAAGCAGCCGAAGCCCUGGAAGUCGACCUGGAUGAUGAUCUUUUACUUGGCGGGCGAAAAGACGAGGAAGAUGACAGAGAGCAGCAGAGGAUGGUAAAGGGCAUGAAGAAGCAGUUGAAGCAGCUGAUCUCCCAGCCUGUGUUUAAGAAUGUGCUGAAGACCAAAUACCCAACUCAAAUGGGGAAGCUCACCCUGCCCCACCUGCCUCGUGCAGAGAUGGAAAGUGCCCUAAACCAGGUGUCAAUACAGCGGAAUAAAAAAAUGUUAAAGAAAAGUGUUCAACCACGGAAAAAGAUGAUGAAAAAGGUCAAACAGCAGCAGCAGCAGCAGUAGUGAUUUGGUUAACUAAAAAAAGCCAAUUAUUGACACAAUCUAUGUAAUUUUAACUUAAAAUAUCAGUUCAUCCAUGUUGUUUUUGUACACGGUGCAAUAAUUACAUCUGUGGAAUAGUGUUGCUGGAUUUAAACUGCAAGAUUUGUAUAAAAAUGUGUUAUCCCAA